Camelus dromedarius (Arabian camel) is the source of this 10658-nucleotide messenger RNA. It is a transcript of the gene PAG1, whose product is annotated as phosphoprotein membrane anchor with glycosphingolipid microdomains 1. Lineage: Eukaryota; Metazoa; Chordata; Mammalia; Artiodactyla; Camelidae. Gene Ontology annotation, molecular function: SH2 domain binding. The transcript has 10 exons. Gene Ontology annotation, cellular component: membrane raft; plasma membrane. Gene Ontology annotation, biological process: intracellular signal transduction; negative regulation of T cell activation. The coding region runs from base 934 to 2244 and encodes 436 amino acids. The record is from RefSeq and is a predicted model, not a curated record.
CACUCGCGCCCCGCGCCCCGCGCCCCGCACGGCUGCUCCACCUCGGCGCUUGUCAUUCUCCGCGGCGCGGCGGCAAGUGCCGAUUGCGGUGCCGACCCUCCCGCCCGUGCGCCGGCAUGCCCGCGAUGUGACCGACCGCCUGGGAGCGGGCUGGCGGCUCUACCUGCAACAGCGCCUCGGCUUUUCCCCGGGCCGCCUUCCUGUAGCGUCGCGAUUCCCUCAGAGCCGGAGACACGCACCAGGGGCUGGGAGCGCCGCACUCCCGGGCGGGCGGCAGCUGCAGCGCUCGGGACCGUGCGGCCGGGUGCAGUCUCCGUCGCCGCUGCCGCCGCUGCCGCCGCCGGGCGGUGAGCCCUGACGAGUGCCGGGCUCCGGGCACCGCGGAGCCGAGGCGGCUGGUGCAGAGCGGCAGCGCCUCGCCCCGCACCCGCCGUCGCCCGGGCAGUGCGGGGCCAGCGGGGCUGUGCGCAGCCAGAGAGCGGUCCCCACGGAAGGCUCCCUGUCUCCUGCGUCCCAAAAACACGAGGUCGUUCUCUGAGUUCAACAGAUGAGUGCAACUCCAGAGCUGGGAGAGUGACUGCAAGGCCAAGAAGGAAGAGAGACGUUCCCCACAACUACACUUCAAAGGGAGCACGUUGCCAGCAUUUUGAAUCCUUAUUUGGACAAGCUUCUCUCCAAGGGCGGUUAAAAAAAAAAUGAAAAUCGUGGAAGGUGAGACACACGUUCUGAACACACUAGAUCUGCUUGGCGAUCCCUCCUUACGUAUUAGCAUCUGACGUCGGUGUAAAUGAAAAAUAACCCAUGCCUGCCAUCUGAUGAUCCAUAGAAACAAGUGGGAGCUGCCUAAGGAGGACGCAGCCCUGUGCCCCUAUGUCGCCACCUUGGAAGGACUGACCACCGACUCCAUCAGCCUGCGCCGCUCCACGCCCCAUCAUGGGACCCGAGGGAAGCAUGCUGAGCGGGGGACCAACGCAGAUCCUCCUGUGGGGAAGUUUGGCCGCUGUCGCCGCCUUCUUCCUCAUCAUCUUCCUCGUCUUUCUGUGUUCCAGUUGUGACAGAGAAAAGAAACCGAGACCACACAGUGGGGACCACGAGACCCUGAUGAACAUGCCUUCCGACAAGGAGGUGUUCAGCCGUUCAGUUACCAGUCUGGCCACAGACGCUCCUGUCAGCAGUGAACAGAAUGGGGCCCUCACCAACGGGGACAUUCUUUCAGAAGACAGUGCGAUGACCUGCAUGCAACAUUACGAGGAAGUCCAGACCUCGGCUUCAGAUCUACUGGACUCCCAGGACAGCACGGGGAAGCCGAAGUGUCAUCAGAGCCGGGAACUGCCCAGAAUUCCUCCUGAGAGCGCAGUGGACACGAUGCUCAACGAGAGAUGUGCGGACGCGGACCAGGGGCUGGGGAUGGAAGGGCCGUACGAAGUGCUCAAGGACAGCUCCUCCCAGGAGAACAUGGUGGAGGACUGCUUGUAUGAGACAGUGAAAGAAAUUAAGGACAUGGCAGCAGCUGCCCACCCGGGUCAAGGCCACAGCAUCAGGUCAAAGUCGACGUCUGCUUUGAAAGAGCUUCCGGGACCCCAGGUCAACGGCAAAACAAACUUUGCUGAAUAUGCCUCCGUGGACAGAAACAAAAAGUGUCGACAGAGUGUUAACGCCGAUGCCGUUCUUGGAAAUGCCUGUGAUCCGGAGGAGGAGGCCCCACCCCCUGUCCCCGUGAAGCUUCUGGAUGAGAAUGAAAACCUGCAGGAGAAGGCAGAGAGCACGGGAGAAGAAGAAAGUGCCCUCGAGGGGACCAGUGAAACCAACAAGAGACUGAGUGCGUUGUCAUACAAGUCCCGGGAAGAUGACCCAACUCUCACAGAAGAAGAGAUCUCGGCCAUGUACUCAUCAGUGAAUAAACAAGGGCAGGCAGGGAACAAGUCAGGACAGUCACUUAAAGCCCUGGAGUCCAGCUACCCCUCCGUCCCGGGAGCCGCCCAGAGGUCGCCCUCUUCCGGGAACCAUCUCUACGCUACUGUGAAAGACUUUGAGAAAACUCCGAGCGGCGGCGGGGCGCUGCCGCCCACAGCAGGGAGACCCAGCGAGGGGCCCGAGCCGGAUUAUGAAGCGAUCCCGACUCUGAACAGAGAGGAAGAGAAGGCCGCCCCGGACGCCAGCAGUCACCGCGGCCCCUUCCCGAAGGAGAAUGACUACGAGAGCAUCGGGGACGUGCAGCCGUGCAGGGAUGUCACCCGGCUCUAGCAGAUGACCCCGCCAGCCGAGGGCCGGCCGGCGGGCACGGCUCUUCUGCGGAGGAGAAGACGCAGGCCACGUCAACCACGCUUCCCAUGCUGCUUUCGGAAACGGAAGACGCUCGAGACGCCGGUACACGCCAGCACACCUCCCUGGGACACCCUCAGCCCCCGAAAGACCCCAGCGCUCAGGGGCUUCACCCUGUUGGUGUAGAAAGCCAAGAACCGUACCCAUCGAGAACCGCAGCUCUCCUGCCCGAAGCACCGCGGUGCACAGGGCCUUCUCCCGCUCUCCUGCUCUGCCUGCUACUAACGGUGAAAAUGAAUGGCUUUUUCCCCUUGAAAUCUUAACGACUUAUAAUGAUUCAUCCCCAGGACAUUCUCCCACCAGGCUGGGCCUUUUCCUUCCAGGUGGGUGUUUUCCGAUGGUAAGAAAUUGUGGUUGCUGGUUUCCGUCGACUCCACGCCCCCCUAAGAGCGCCCGCGAGAAUCCGGGCGGGCGGGUGCGCAGGAUUGCGGACGCCCCUUGAGUUUCUGAGAUCUGCAUUCCUUCUGAUUUGGGCACUGCCCGUCAACAGCCUCUCUCUAAGUACUUGGAGUCAUUUUUAGAUGCUUUAUUUUAUUUUUAUAGUCAAAAUGAUUUUUUCCCCCAGUAUUUGAAACUCUUCAGAGCCUUUUCAGUAUUUUUCAGUGAAUAUGGUGGUACUUCUAUAAUUGUUUUAGCCCAGAGCUCAUUCCUCCAAAACAGACAGCCUUAAUCUCUAUGCUGGGACACAAACCAUAUAUUUGGAUGGCAGCCAUGGCGUCCAUCUCCCAAGGGCUGUGGACUUGAAUGUGUGCUUCUGAUGAUCUCUGCUGCCACACAGGCAGUGUGGGAUUUCUUAAAUUAACUGCUACCCUAAGGUAAUCUAUCUAAGAUUAAAAUAUAAGCCUUUAUUUUUGUUAAAUAAAUUUAUAAGGUAUUUUAUGUUUAAUGCCUAAUUUCCAGAAAGUGCCAGAUAAAAUGUAUAUUAACUAUUUUGAUUUUAUGUACAAUGACCUAUAUCCUCAUUUUGAAAAGACACCAUAAAGCACAUAAGCUUGAUAAUUACAAAGAGUUGUUAUCUUUUUUCUAACCAAGUGUUUAUAACAUUGAAGGUUUUUAAGGACUCAGCUUUUCAAAUGGUACGUGGAGCUCCUGAUCAAAAUCAUCUGGCUCCCUGGAGAAAUAAAUGGAACGAAUAUAAAUGAUCAUUUUCAAUGGUUGGUGGUGGGUAGUAUUGAAAUAUUUGAAAUGGUAAAAAUGGGAAGAGGAACAAAAUCUGACUAGGGAUGACUGUGAACUUUUAACCUCAUGAAGGCAUUAUAAUUCCAUUAAGGUUUAGCUACAUUUUUGAGAAAAGGGGGAUGAAUUCUGCAGCCUGGUGCUUGCAAAUGUAAAUUGCCUACUGGGAUUUUUUUUUUUUCCCCUUCAUUUUAAAAAAAAGUCAGUGGCUGAAAUAACUCAGAUUAAGAGCUCAGCCUGGUUUGAAUUUAAUCAUCUCUUUUGAGUUUAUAACGCCAACAUUGGGGAACUUGUUCACUUUUCAUUUUAAAAGAAACCUGGUUGAAGUGCUAUUAUGCAGUGUGGGCUACAGAAAGGAGCUUUUCCUACACUGCUAAAGGAAAAAAAAAGAGGCAAUUAUUCUAUACUACUGUGACAUCUGUGACUUUUCAGAUUGAAUAAUCUUGCUGUUUUCACUCGUUAUGAAAAAGAAUGCAAUUGGGAGGAUGAAGCAUCUUGAAAAUUGUAGGGACCAGCUCACGGACGUGCUUUUCCCAUCCUUUGCAUUCAUGGCUUGAUUUUGUGACUGCUCUGUAAUACAUUUCUGAAAUUGCAGAGUGGCUUAGUUGGGAUAAAUUGGUUGGUGUCAUUAUUUUUCAGUAGGGCCUAGUCUCUCCCUUGGAGACUUCGGGUGCGUAAGCACAGUCACCGUUGAUCAGAAGAUCACGGCAGAAUAACCUUGGAUUAGGGAGAAGCUUAUCAGGAAGGUGCAAGGCCCAUGCUCUCUGAAUUCACAUCCUUUGUAAGCACUGUUUUGCCUGGUGAUUCUCACUGCUUAGCAUGAAUGAGUUUGACCCAAGAAUCUCGACCUCACAGGGUUGCUCUAGGAACGGUGAUGGCCACGUGGCGCUGCUCACCUAGCAUUGCGCGUGCUGCCCACUGUCAGUCAUGUCCUUUAGGAGGACCUGACUGCUCAAGAGUCCUGUUGUAUCUCACCGUGUCUUACUUAUUGCUAGGGCCAUGGGUAUGAUCGCUAAGGAGCAAAAUUGUUUCUAGAUGGGGGAGUUCAUCUUGAACUUUCAUUAUCAGAAUUCCCCCAGAAGUUUCUAAAUAAAGGCUAUACAAGAGGUCCAUAAAGUAUGCAAUGAAGUAUCGCUUUUGAUUUGAGAAUCUGUGCUAAGAAUAAGUUGUGAUAUAAAGUAUUAAGAGGAACUGUGAGGGGGGUGGGUGUAGCUCAGUGGUAGAGUGCGUACUCAGCAUGCAUGAGGUCCUGGGUUCAAUCCCCAGUGCCUCCAUCAAAUAAACAAACAAACAAACAAACAAACCUAAUGGUCUCCUCCCCCACAAAAAAACACAGAAAAAAAAGUAAUAAAAUAAAAAGUUGAAUGUUAAAAAAUAUAUAUAUAUAUAUAUAUAUAUAUGAUUUAAGAAAUAAAUAAAGUAUGAAAAGGAACAGUAAGGUCCCCCCAGAGCAAAUUGUCCAAGAAUAGGUAAUAGCAGAGCCCAGGAGGGCUGGGGACACGGAAAGCAGAGCGAACUUUAGGGGACAGCUCUGCUCUUUGAACCACUGGGUACCUUACUGAAGUAUACUUACUGAAAUAGCAUCCCUGUUUUGACCCUAUAUACAGUAUUUCAUAAAUUUCGUCACUUUUUACUUUAUCUGUUGAAAGUUUGUGCUAGAAUUUUUGAGUUGGAAGCCUUAAAAAAAAAGUUGCAUCUUGAGUUAAAUGCUACCUAGUUUAAAUGUAUACAAGGUAAUUAUCCUAAAAAAAGUUGACUGUAUUUUAAAAUUCAGUGUUGACAUCCAUAUUGCAUAGGCAUUCAACUGAAAUAACCUAGGUUAUGUGAAAUUAUACAAAAAGAUAAAAAUAUGUUUUAAGAAAUGUUUUGUCUUAUAAUUCAGAAUUUACAUUUAAACCUGUCUUGCCUAAAAGCAGGAUCUUUGUUUUUAUUCAGAUAUUUUGAAAGUCUUAAAGAAUUUUAUGCUGCUUUACUGUUUCUCAAAUAUUGUCAGCAGAAGAGUAUAACCUGUUUGAUGUGAAAUGUUUGAGGAAAUUUUAAAUCCUGGAAGAAAGUAAUUUUUGAAAAUAUGUUUGCCACAAAUAGUUUUUUUCCUGCCCUGUACUAAAUUGCAUCAUUAGGUCUAUUAAAAGUUUUGAAGGUACCACUGUCCUUCGUGGGAAAAGGCUAAUUACUGAUUUAUCUGCACUUAAAAUCCAAGAGUUAUUUCUGAUGAGUGCUACAUUGACAAUAGGUAGCCAACACAAAGAACUAAAAUUUAACCUCAGUUUGCCACUAGAUCUGUUUCUUAUAUUAGAUUUUCAUUUUUCAAAUUGGAGCAUUUACUGACUUUUACCAGUAACAAAAUGUAUGUAUGUUGUAUGUCCAUAGGACACACACACACAUACGUGUAUACACAUGUAUUAUACAGUUGCUCUGGUGCUUAAUUAAUUAGGAUGCAUCCUAUUAUGUAUUUUGAAUGUCUGUCCUACUAGUGUGAUGACUAUUGUCAUAAAAGCAGACUAGAAGAAACAGUUCUCCAAUCAUUUUCAUUUGGUAAUUACAAGAAAACCUUCUCAAGUUGCCUUCAUUUAAUUUUUCCAAGAAGUGAAUUUAGAUUUUAAAUUAUGUCCUUCAUUCUCUUAGCUGAAAAACAGCGGUAUAUUUAAAUAGUUUGAUUCAUGUGACUCCCUACACAUUCAGCGUGACAGGAGGAAAUGAAUACAGGUGUCCUCCUCAGACAGGUGUCUGAGAAGAGAUUUGGCCGAAAGCAACAGGAACCAUGUGGGCCAGGAUGGAGCCGCAGCAGGGUGACCCCCCACUUCCCCCCAAGGCAGAAGCAGAGGCCCCUUAUCACGUGGGGCAUUUUAUUUCACUCUCUUUAGAAGCCAGGAGAUUUUACUGCAGAUUCAACAGGCAGUGGUGGAGGAUAACAUGCGAAGCACCUGCUCUGAGAUGCUGAUGUCACGUGGCCAGAGCCCCAGAGCUUCAGUUCAAGACUGACUUAGGAUCUUGUAAAUGAGUAAAUGACAUUUUUUUUUCAGUGCUCCUUGUCAUAGUUAAUAUGAGUCCAUGUGAUCUAGUGAUGCUAUUCUUCUGAAAGUGUUGAUUUCUGGUACCCAGCCAGCUGAGCUUCGGCUGCUGGAAGCACAGUAGGUACUGAUGGUUAUUUCCUGGAAAUCUUGACAGGCUUAUUGUACUGUGUAACGGGGAGAAGUUAAGGUGUAAUGUUUGGCGUUAAUAAGUGACUGAUGUGAAAAUAGGAACAUGUGUCUCUAAAAUCAAAUACAGCUUUAUUUGCAGUGAAGUCAAAAUUCCUUGUCCUGUAGUAGUAGUUUCUUGCUCUAUGUUGUACCUUUUCUUAAAUACGUUAUUCUUGACAAUGUCAUUAGACAGGUUUUACACACUCACAAAGUGUUUGACUUAAAGAAAUCAAUCCAGAAACUGUGUUAUAUUAGAAACUUCAUCUGAAAUUACCAAAGGAAAUGAAAUAAAAUCAUGGUCCAGAAGAGAACAAACAUUCAUAAAUGGUUUUUUUUCCUACUGCUCAUUUUAAAGUUAUAUUUACAUCCAGUCUCUGAUAUUUAUAAAGUAUUUCAUUGUUUUCCAGGUUCAUCUUUUAUUUAACUAGGAAAUAGUAGUUCAGAUUUUUCUUCAUGCCAGAUGAAAUGAGAAAUACAGCUUUUGCUUUAAAAAAAAAAAAAGGCAAUUUUUAAAAGCAUUUAAUUUGGUAAUCAUUUAUCUUAAUGCAGUUAGAUUUGAUUUUUCUUUGCUCACCAUGUAACUAUGGGUGUUUUUUAAAAAUGUAGUGUUCUGACUGUCUCAAAUCACCCUGUGUAAUGGAUUAUAAAGGCUAGUAAUUGUCAUUCCUCAGAGUUCUGUAUGUUCAAUUGGCAACAGUAAAAUGUUUUAGUGUGUCAUUUUUUUAAAUAUUGUAUUAUUAACCUGCCUCAGGUAUUCAGGGGAAGUUUGAAAUAUAACUAAACAAAUAGGAAUUUGCAUUUUAUUCUGCAUGCAUUUUUUCCCUCAUAAAAAUAGUUUCCAAGAAUCAUGGCACGUUAUCUGUUAGGUGGUCCCAAUCAGUUUCAAAAUACUCCUCUUACUCAAAAAUACUCAAAAAUAAUUAAGCAUUAUUUGGAGUCAUUGUCUCACAAGGUCUUUGGAAUGGUCAAAUUGUUCAAUUCACAAAAGAGUGGACGGAUUUUUUUCUCUAUUGGGAAUUUUUAAAACUUCCGUCACUUUGCGUAGCACCACCCCCGCCCCUCUGUGUCUGCUGCUCACAGGAAGUUCCAUCCUCUCUUUUCCAAAGCUAGUUAGCAGUCUUCAGUAUCACAGACCCUGCCUGCCCAGCAUAGAACUGUUCCCCACCACCGCCCAGUGAGCAGACAGCUCUGUCCAGCUCACGUUUUCCGUCAUCACCAGCUGCCUGGAUAAAGCACAGAUCCAUCUGGGGAAGCAGAUAUUGGGUGUUACUUGUCGUGAACUUUGCUAAACCAUGUAUACUCUUGCCCACAUCUUUCACGAGAAUGGUUGGUACUAAGGGGCCAUAGAAAGAACUUGCUAAAAAUUCUGGGAGGAGGGUAUAGCUCAGUGGUAGAGUGCAUGCUUAGCAUGCAUGAGGUCCUAGUUUCAAUCCCCAGUACCUCCAUUAAUAAGAGAAUUUUUUGAAUAUAUAAAAUCUAUUUAAAAAAUUCUUUUGAAGACUCAAACUCACAAAUCCAUAAAAAUUAGCCCUGUUUUCUAACCAGGUAAGCUCAUGGUCCCCUACAAUGUCUUGAGACUAAAAGUAAACCCUGAAACAGCAGACCCAUAGUUAUCUGUAAAAUAGAAAGCCAUUGAUUACUUUGAGGGGAAGACACCCUUUUCUGGAAGAAUUAAUAAUUUCUCAAGUAAAUUAAGUGUAACAUUUCUUAGCCAUGUAGCUACCACACCCCACCCCCUGGGAAAUAGUGCUCAUAGGGUUUGUGAGUUAGAACUAGUUUGAGCUCCUCUCCCAGGCCUCAAGGAAAUGAGAAUGUUCAAGCAUCUUAACUGUGGAGUUACCAGAUGUUGAAAAUAACUUGACCACUUAUAGGCAAAGUCUCUGAUGUUCGGAGUGAAUGGGAGAUACAGUGGCUGAGGGUCUCACUUUCUAUGCACCUAACGAUCCAGGAUGUUUAGUUUGGAUUUUUUUUUUUAAACUUCACUCUGUAUCAUCAUAACUUAAUUAUUUGAAUGGGUCUUCUAGAAUGUAAAUUUUUUUCCCAAAUUAACAGAACAGGUAUUUGCUCAUUCUCAUUAUACAAUUAAUUGUUAAAAGUCUACCUAGUAUACCAGCUAGACACCCUUAGCAGCAUAAUUAAGGCUAAAAGAGAGAGACCGGUCUCAGCCCCUGCAGCCUGCAUUUCAGAACCAUCUUGUUGUAACGUCUGGUUUUAUUUUGCUAUGUUUGUUUUUUAACGCAACAAGUUGGAAACCAUGAGUGUAAACAAACUCUUUCCUUUUCCUUUUUUAAGCCCAAGGAGGAAAAAAAAUGUAGUUUUAGCUCCCCAUUUAGGUAGUAAAGACUUCCCUGAAAGACAGCAGUGCCUUUUCCCCAGGCGAAGAGCCUAACACCAAAGGCCUGAGUUGGUCUUUGAACAUCACUUUGACAAGUUGUUAUGUAUUUUUAAUGUAAAACCCGCCUGUGAACCUGACAUCAUGCUCAUGACCCCGUCCAGUAAGCUUGCUCACUUUUUUCACAUUUAUCUUUUUAAAUAGAAGCUUCUCUUGUUUUUCCUGGAGCAAUACUAGAAACUUAAUUCCUGUGGGCUGCCUACUGAUGUCCUGGAAAGUUGGCACGACCAUUCACAGUGCUCGCCUGUUAGGGAGAAGCUCGUGAAAGAUGUUGGGAAAACUGAAUUUUACAUCCAAGUCAACAAGCAUUUGUGAGAGUCUUGUAUGCCUCAGAUUUUGACACUUUUUUUAAUGUUUGUUUGUUUGUUUGUUUUUCUGAGCAUCAACUACGUAUUUGAUUCUAGAGGGGCGGGUAAGGCAGGGAUUAGAUGUAAAGCUUGAACAGAGUGAUGUGGGCAAGACUUCCGCUCCUGUGUGUGUGACUCGGGAAAGUGUUUGAUUCCAACACCCUACCUACCACUCUGAGUCUCUUAAGGAGCACACAGUAAAUGUAUAUAAGAUUGAGAAAAAUUAUCGCAAAGAUUUAAAUUAUUGUUUCAACAAUUUCUUCUUUGUAAACUUGGGAAUAAACCUGAUUGGUGGAGAACAUAUGUGGCUCCUUACACUAUCCUUCAUAGGCAACCAGGUGCCUCCUUUCAAAUAUGCUUCAUUAUAGCUUUUUUUAAACUGGGGAAAGAAACUUCUCAUGAUGAAAAAACAAAACCAACAAAAGACUUCCACAAACUCUUCCAAGAAGAACAUAGCAUCGCUCUAACAUCUGCCCCAGAGUGUUUAUUUUUUGCCUAUAGUAUUUCAGUGAUUUUUAUGAGAGAAAAAAAUGCACUCUUUUUUUUAUUUCUUGGAAAAAUGAAUUGAGGUUAUGAGUUAAAUUCUCAGAGGGGACAGUUUCAUUUAAAGAGAAGCACUGGUUUUGGAGACAAGCUCAUGGUUCUGUGGUCCCUGUUCCAGCACUGACUUUACUGUGUGACCUUAGCAAAUGAUUAACUACUCUGUGCCUCAGUUUCUCCAUAUCCAAAAUGGGGAUAAUGAUACCAACCAUUGCCUACCUCAUAGGGAUGUUAUGAGGACAAAUGAGACAAUAUAGAGAAAUACAAAUGCUUUGAACUCUGUAAGAAAGGUGCUAUAUAAAUUGAUAUUGUGUUGUGUUAAAUGGUCCAAUUAUUAAUUAUGUUUAGGGUUUAUAUAAUAGCAAUACUGUUCAUCAUGUUAAGAACAAGUUUCAAUUUGAUGCACAUUUACAAUUCUCUUCUGUGGCCAGAUCUUGAUCGUUCAUCCAGUAACGGUACCUAAGGACCUGAAAUGGGUAUUUGUUUUCUGUGUUUCUGCCCAUAGUAUUUCUAUUCUGACUGUUCCCAGAAGGCUGGAGUUUAACUUGUCAUAUCUUGUAGUUUACAUGUAAGGAACCUGAUUUAAGCUGUAUAUAAAAGUAUAAUUACAUGUAAAUAUCAGGUACGUUGUAAUUAACGGCACUUAUCAAACUGUCUUUGUUCUUUUUUAAUUGCAAUAAAGAUCAGUUUUAUAUAAAA